This is a messenger RNA of Boleophthalmus pectinirostris (great blue-spotted mudskipper), 2126 nucleotides long. RefSeq names its product DnaJ heat shock protein family (Hsp40) member B12b (gene dnajb12b). NCBI's taxonomy places the organism in Eukaryota, Metazoa, Chordata, Actinopteri, Gobiiformes, Gobiidae. The transcript has 9 exons. Gene Ontology annotation, molecular function: Hsp70 protein binding. The record is from RefSeq and is a predicted model, not a curated record. Gene Ontology annotation, biological process: cellular response to misfolded protein. Bases 220 to 1329 code for a protein of 369 amino acids. Gene Ontology annotation, cellular component: endoplasmic reticulum membrane.
CCUCCGUGACUCCAAUCUCAAAAUGCUCGGCGCAGCACCGGGAUCUUAUUCCCCGCGCGACAUCUGUUUUUGCCUCUUUCCACGCUCCAUCUGUCCGCUCCCACCCAUGCCACUCGUUUUAGCACGGCUUCGUCAUCACCCCGCGACAUUAUUUACCUCCAGCCCGUUUGCGCUCGGCUUUAUCCGCGGCUCUUUCGGCGAUUUUACGCAUUCGCAGCGAUGGAAGUGAACCGGGACGAGGCGGAGCGCUGCGUCGAGAUCGCGGCCGAAGCUCUGACCAGGGACCAGCCCGAGAAAGCGCUUCGAUUCCUGGAGAAGGCGCAGAGAUUGUUCCCGACGGAGAAAGCCAGAGUCUUGCAGGACCUGAUCUCAAAGAAUGGAUUUAGACCCCGAAAUAACAACCACACGCAUUUCAAUUCAACGUCCGAACCGAGACAGAGAUACCAAAGUCCUCGAGAAGAUCCAAAACCAGAGGAAAAGCCGUCGGAGAACCAGAAAUCCUACACAACAGAACAAGUGGAGGCGGUACGGAGGGUAAAACAGUGUAAAGACUUCUACGAGAUCCUGGGGGUGCAGAAGGACGCCUCAGACGAUGAACUCAAAAGAUCGUACAGGAAACUGGCUCUGAAGUUCCACCCGGACAAAAACCACGCGCCGGGAGCAACAGAGGCUUUUAAAGCCAUCGGAAACGCGUACGCCGUCCUGAGUAACUCGACCAAGCGCAGACAGUACGAUGAAUACGGCGAGGAGCGGCCACACCCCCACAGACCCGGGACUAAUCACAACACGUUUGAACCGGACAUCUCACCUGAGGAUCUGUUUAACAUGUUCUUUGGAGGAGGAUAUCCAACAAGUAAUGGUCAUGCAUACACUCACACCAGAACCAGGUACCAGAGACCUCCUCCCAGAAGAGAACGCCAGAGAGAUGGCGGUCUGGCUCUGUUCGUGCAGGUGAUGCCGAUCCUGAUCCUGGUCAUAGUCUCAGCUCUGAGUCAACUUAUGGGCCACAGUCCAGCCUACAGCCUCAGCUACAGACCGUCGGCGGGUUACUCCCAGAAGCGUCUGACGGAGAAGCUGAGGGUCCCGUACUUCGUGGGGGAACAUUUUUCUAAAGAAUGGAGCGGAAUGAACCUGAAGAACCUGGAGCGGAGCGUGGAGGAGGACUACAUCUCCAACCUGAGAAACAACUGCUGGAAAGAGAAACAACAGAAGGAGGGCAUGUUGUACAGAGCGCGAUACUUUGGAGACUCAGACCUGUAUGAAAGAGCUCAGAGGGCCCGGACCCCGAGCUGUGCCAAACUCUCUGAGAUAUCAGCCUCGAUUCACUGACAAAGAACUUCAACCUCUACAGUGAAUUUACGGUUUCUUGGACAUGUUGAACUACUGGCUGUAAAUACAAACCAAUGCACUGGACUCCUCGAGAAACCUCCUCUGGAAUUUAUCAAUACGUUUAAUCAAUACUUAGGCUAAUAUGAACUUUUAUGUAUUAACAAAAUCCCAGUUUAGUUGGUCUUCCUGUCGCAAACAACUUUAAAUUAGAAAAAUAUUAGAGUCUGUGCCAAAAAAAACAAAAGAAGAAUAUUGUAAUUAUAACUUUGCAAGAUAGCAUUAACAAAUUUGGAAAAUAAUAUCGUAGCGCUGGAUUAAGGACCUCAAUGAAUGCUUCCUUUAAUUUAUAUGCAAAUUUUACAUUUUAUUUUGCAAUGUCAAUGCACAUUUUAUAUUUUAAACUAUGCAGAAAUAAUGUGAAAUCUCUGAAAAAAGCCAUUUAAAGGGCCUGUACCCGAUUUUUUUCCCAACAUAUGGUCAAAAUGAGUCUGCAGUGUGCUGUCUUCAUCAAAUCAGGAAGUGCACAGUUGGCAUGCUAGUUGCUGUGAGGGUAAAAACUCCGCCCUGGCCUCUGAAAGUUGGCAUGGUGAAUAUUUAGGACACUCUGAAUGCAUAAGGUAAGUGAGGAAUAAAAAUGCCGAUGACAGAUAGUAAAAAACUUUAUAUUUAAGAGUUUUAAGUUGAAAUUUAACUAUUUUUCUCCCAGUCUGGCCAAUUUGGAGGUUUACAAUUAAACAUCCUGCUCGGAAAUCACACUCUGGGAAUUCCAUAACCCAAUUUACAAGUAAAAAAACCAU